This is a messenger RNA of Cryphonectria parasitica EP155, 1140 nucleotides long. RefSeq lists its product as uncharacterized. The transcript has a single exon. NCBI's taxonomy places the organism in Eukaryota, Fungi, Ascomycota, Sordariomycetes, Diaporthales, Cryphonectriaceae. The record is from RefSeq and is a predicted model, not a curated record. The coding region runs from base 203 to 553 and encodes 116 amino acids.
GAAGAAAGAAAGGGCAAACGCCAUGGAAUUCUUAUGAAACGACCGAGGCUACCAAUCAGAUUCCCGGCCAGGCCAUGUGCGAUUAGGAAUCUGGCCGGGCCACCACGACGUUGCAUGCGGGAGACGAAAAAAGAAACGGGAACCCCUUCCCCCCGGGUUGAAAUUCACACCCCAACACCUACCUGUUCCAUGCAAGGCUCGGAUGGGUGUUAUUUUCCGGAUUGCGGCUUACAUAACAUGUCCACAGAGGGAGAGGGUUCAAUGUUCCUUGGUCCAUCCAUGCAUUUAUUCCCUUUUCACUCCUCCCUCUUUUCUCACGCCUGCCGUUGACGUCGCGAGUUUCACGGCAUUGGUCGCGUCGCGUUGUGUCAUGGUCCACAUCGUACUACGCUUUUCGGAGACAUGGCUACGGGAGGGAGUACGAACCGACAUCAUCGACGAGUGGGUUCGCCAAGCGAGCAUACUCGACCUCCAAGACAUUGUCACUCACAAUGAUCACGAUAACAUUUGCAAGCUCGAAAGAGAAAGAGGAAGAAAACAAAUUGUGCGUUGAAGAAAAGAAAAGCCCGAAGACAACCUACCAAAACAAAUCCUUUUCGUCAACCAACUUUUCUUGGGUGGACUUCUUUUCUCCUUUGUUGGAUGAUCUGCUACGGAGUUUCUUGGAUUGGAAAUCACAGGUUAAGAAGAAAGAAAAAAAGGGGAGAGAAAAAAAUAUGGGAAGGGCAAUUAUGAUUUUUCUUUUCUGUUUUAAGAAUCAAUCUGUAUAACGACACAUGGGCCGGGGAGGGGGGAUCUUUGGGAAUCAUGACACAACACCGACAGAAAAAAAAAACAAAUACGUUUAGGAUAGAGAUACCACCACCAUAGAUAGAUCUUCUUUUUCACUUGGGUGGCAUUGGAUGGCAGGAAAUCGGAUCGGAUCGGAAAUGGAUGGAUGGCUUCACUGCCCUAGUAUAUACCCUUUUGGAUACCCUUGGAUGGAUGGGGUGAAUUGUAACGGAAUGACAUUGGGAUGGACUGGAUCCAGGGUGGCUUUCUUCUUUUUUCUCUCUCUCUCGUAUUCAUCCAUGCAAUACUAUGUACUUAGACUUUUAGAAUACGGGAAAAGUCGGACAGAGACACUGUCCUUGCAUCGUC